GGUACUGUUUUAAGGUCAAUAACGAUGAACUAGUCAAACGUUGAGCAUGUACUUUUGUCACCACCAUAUGUUUAGUAGAUUUCUAUGGGUUGUCUUGGGCGAACAGUAGAAUGUAGUUUUGGAGCGUAUCCGUGCUUUUUGUGUUGUGUAAAAAAUUCUAGAGAAUCGACCACAACACGACUUACUUACACACUUAUUCUUGUGUUUAUUACAUUUAUAUCAAUUGCAUCUCAUGAGGGUGGAGUUUUAAGUUCGCUGUAUCUCAGACAUAGAGACAAUUUUGAGCGGUUUUGCUCUCAGAUUGGAGCUGGUGAAGGAUGUUACAGAAUUAUAGGAUAUAUUGGGGUUUAUCGUAUAUGUCUUUCUCUCUUCACUUUUCAUAUCUUGAUGACAUUUCUUACCAUCGCAGUCUCUUCCAGUCAGACGUUCCGGGGAAAAAUUCAUAAUGGGUACUGGUUGUGGAAAGUGUUCUUUAUUGUCAGUGUGUGGAUAACUGCUUACUUUUUCCCAUACUUGGAAACUCUCACCAGAGUGUGGAUGAUUAUGGGAAUCGUUGGUGGGAUUUUAUUUGUCUAUGUACAACACAUAACGCUUAUCGACUUUGCUUAUGAAAUAAAUGGAAAUUGGCAUAAUAAAUCGAAAACUUCAAUUUUUUAUACAUCAGCUAUAUAUAUUACUACCUUGUCACUGUAUGCUGUAGCUAUUUGUGUUUAUACUGCCUUUGUACUCUUCUACGGUUUACCUCGUCAAUGUACAUUAAAUCUAACUGUCACUGGUAUUAACGCAGGUCUUACAUUACUAUUUGCUAUAUGCUCUGCAUUUUCUACCAUAUUAAGAAAAGGUCAAAUGUGGUUACCAGGUGCAAUCACAUCUGCAUUUGUAGCUUUUCUAACAUGGUCAGCUUUAGGCAGUCAACCAAGAAUUUUAUCGUCGAAUUUUCCGUGGCAAGAACAAACAGUGAAAAAGAUGAACGAUGUACAACAGCAAGAGCGAAAUUUUACUAUUCAUCCACUAGUUGUUGUUGCAGAUCAGUUGAAUCGUUUAUUAUCUGAUCAAUUCACUCAAACCACUAAUCAAGUCAAAACAUCACCAGCAUUGACAUCUGAAUCGAAACCAAAUAUUACUGACUCAAUUGUUUUAAUUAAUGAAUGCCUACCUGGUGGUGUGAAUAAAAUUAGUGAACACUUAGGCAAAGAUAUUGUUACAUUGUUAGGAAUAACAGUUGUGAUCAGUGGAUUUGUAUAUUCAAGUUUCCGUGCAUCUAUGCAAGCAAGACGUUUAGGUAUUCGAACACGAAGAGAGCGUUUGAAAGCCGUCCUACCACCUAUUCACGAAAAUAGCCAAUUUAAUGAAUCUCCUUUACAAUCUUCCAAUAAUAACAAACCUAACCAGUCUUCCAAUCCAGUUGUAACCAAUGACUUGAAUAAAUCUCCAAUACGUUUUAUGAAUUAUAAAGAUGUAAAACGACAAGAGCAUGCAUUAAAUCUACUUGCUGAUGCUGUGGCUGAUUUACCUAAUCCAAAGGUUUUCCGCAGACCUUCAGCACGUCAACCUCGAUUAAAUUUACAAACUCUUAAUGCAUCAGAUGUAAUAUCUCAGAACAUAGGGAAUAAUCUAGGCAAUUGCGGUGUAAAAAAUACAAAGAAUAAAUUAUCCUCAUCUCAUAAUAAUGAUGUUACUGACAACAAUCACAAUGUUACUACUACUGCUACUUCUACUACAACUACUGGUAAAUCUACUUUACGCUUAGCAUCCUCUGAACCGGAUUUGACAAUUACUAUGAGAAAUUAUUCACGUCAACGUGGUGAUAUACGUGAUUUAGAUUGGUCAAUAAUUAAUAAUGAUGGUAAUAAAAAUAAUAAACCAUCAAAGCAUAAAACUGAUAAACGAUCCCGUGAACAUUCAUUAACUUCAUUAAAUCAUCGAAUUGGUUAUUUACGUCAUAAAAAACUGAAACAAUCUAAAAGUCAAUUGAAAUCAACAAAUGUUUUAAAUGACAGUAAAAUUAAUGAUAUACACGGUAAUAAUAGUUUGUUAACUUUUGGUGAAGGUGAAGAUAAUGAUAAUUCAAUAUUGAAAGAAACAAAACCUUCUAAACUUCAUUUUCGGAAAAAAAUUAAAAAAACAUGGCGUGGAACAUGUCGUUUAAAUUCACAUGAAAAACGAAUUGUUAAUGAUUUAUAUUUAUUUAGUGCUGAUAGUCUCCCUGAAAAAGUUGGUCCGAACAUUUACUUAUCUGUUAGUCCAACAACAAAUAAUCCCAUACCAAUGUUAGCUAAUGUUGUUAGACGAUCACCAUUAUCUAGUAAAUACUAUCCACAACCAUUGAAUUUAUCAACAAAUUCGUCAUCUAGUCAACAGCAGCAACUACAACAGCAUCUACCUCAUGAUGAUAUUGAAUGUUCUGCGUUAACAUCACCUAAUCAUUUAAGAUAUCGUCAAGCUAGAUGGGCCAGUGAAAUAGCAUUGAAUAAACGUACUAGUGGAUUAUUUAAUAUAGAACCUGGACUAGUCAAUUCACUAAGUAAGUGGCGAUUUUCAGUUUGAUACAAGGGUUUUAGUAUGUUUAGAGUUUUUCGGAUGUCUUUUGUUUUGCAAAAGUGUUUAAAGAUAAGUUUUAUCACAAAAAUAAAGCCGAAUUACGCUGCAUUUGAAAUCACGUAACAAUAGACUUGUACUUUAUUCUGAUAUUUUCGUGUGAAGGGGUUCACAGCAAUGUACAUUCUGAAUUUCAUCGAAGAACAAACACAGGUUUGUUCCUCAUUUCAAACCACUCAGCAAUAUAGAACUAUUGUGGUGUAUACUACUUAUGUUGACAGAUAUAGUAGUAUGUAACACUGAUCGGUAGUUGAAUGCGUGCCGGAAGAAAAUUGAGAAGAUCCAAUUGAGUAAAAAGAAAGAGAAGUUGAAAGCAAUCGCAAUAACAACAAAGUUGAUAGACUUAUGAAGCAUGUAAAGGGCAAAUGAAGAUGUACAAAUAAUAUAUUUUAUGUAUGUUUAUCAUAUUUUACGAAAGCACUCUUUAAUUUAGGAUUAAACAAUAAGUCGGUUAUCUACUGCUGAGUUCCCAUUCACUAAACUAUCUUCAUACCAUCUUUAUGGUGGAUUAUUGUGUUAAAAUUUCAGAAACUGUGAUGAGACAGCUUCUUUCAAUAGUUUUCUAGUUGAUAUCUGUAUCACUAAAACCAUGCAAGUCAUUCCAAAAGAAACUGAUGUUUCCUGUUGAUAUUAAGGAUAAGUUGUUUCUCUCGAAAAAUCUCGAGAUAACUCAAGUUAAAAUAAUUUCAACAUCAUGAUAAUUAAAGUGUAUAUCCAAUGAAAAAAUUCACAAUUUGACCUAAUUUUUCUCAGAAGUUUGUAUUCUUUAGAAUACGGUGCAAAUAUUUCUUGAUAAUUCAAUGCAUAUAUCUCACUAACCACAAUCUCUCUUGACUUGAGAUUUUGAUUGAAGGUCAUGUAUCCACUAACAAACUUUUAUGUCUUCUCAUUCAUAAUAUAUUUAUUUAUCUAUUUUAUUUAUUUGAGCACAUAGAUAUUGGUACAAGGAGGCACCAAAUAGAUAUGCGCCACACAAAUCUCAUUUGAUUUGUGUGAGGGCUGUGAUACUGUACGUGUGCCCAAACCGAAGCAGGUGGUUUUCUUAGGUAGCCACACCCGAAGCUUUCGACCUAAAGGCCUACUCCACAAGGCAGUAGAGCGUCGUAAGGAGAUGCAGUCCCAUGGUAGCCAGUGACCAACGAUUGGUUCAUUCGCCAUUUGUUCCGUCAGGGUACUGGAGCCCAUGUACACCGUAGGUUUGGAUUCAGCGUUUUCCAACUUCCCAAGGUGGACUCUCCGUGUCCACCAACCCGGUUAAAGCACCGGACAUUCGCUUUUCGUCCUCUCAAUUCCGUAAACAACACCGGUGGCGUGAGAAGGCGGUGGGUAGGAAUUUCCUGGCAGAGGCUAUAUACGCGUGGCCAUGUGAGAGCAUUUCGAGAGGGAUAGCGGAUCUCCCGACUGUUGGCCGUACCAGGGAAUUCGGGGGCAUUAUUCAUAAUGUAUACUUUUAAUUCAUUGGAAAAUUUAACAUAAUGAAUUUUAAGACUGGUAAAAGGUAUCCAGUUACAGUGAGUGACGUAUUGUACCGAUUUAUGAUUUCCAAAGUAUAAUGAAUAGUAAUACCUUCAUACUUUAGUUACAUCAAACAUGUCCAUUUCUUAAUUGCUUUUUCAUACAUCAUUAAAUAAUCAACAAUCAAAUUCGUCAUGUUACAUAUGAAAAGCACCAAAUGUUGGGAAAAAGUUAGGGACGGCCAAACCAAAACAUGACAUCAGAUCAUCAAGUCAUUGACUGUUGAACUGAGCCGUAUAGGUAGGUCCACAUUACCUGAUUGAAUUCCCCAUGAUUGUCUUAACAAUGGUUAACGAGGUUGACUGACAAGCUAUAGGUACAUUUGAUCUUUUUUCCCCUUCAAAUCUUGAUUUUUAAAAUUAGAUUAUACAUUCUGUCCCAUGAAUUCAUUCUUCUCAAAACAUAUUGGUUGUGAUUUAAGAUCAUAUGAUCUGUUCCCUAGUCAGGAGUCCGAUUGUCCAUUAAGUCACAUAUAUGGUCAAUAGGACCAGUGACCUUCUAUUUUAGGAAUUACCUAACCGUUCAAUAAACUACAAUCAAGGCGUUAACACGUAUUAGUCCUCAACCCUUUUCUGACCCUGUGGCCAUUUAGAAGACACAAAUAGGAAGCAUAUUAGUUAUCAGUUGUGCUCGAUUCAUUCAUUGCUCAAAGUGCAUACAUUAAUGUAUUUAAAAUGACUGACUACACGACACACCAAACGAGGGAUUACACGUUAAGCACAAUCAUACCAUAAGUGGUAGGGGGGCGGAGCAAACAAUACAUAAUGAAUUAGCAAUAGCUCGGGUAUAUUAAAACGCUCAACAAAGGUUAAUGGGUUUACUGAAAUCUUACAUUAAGAAGCAUAUAGAAAUGAAACAAUAAUGUUGUCUACCAAUCACACAAAAAAUUAUAAAAAUAAUAAUAAUCCGAAAAAUGGUUCCGAAUGUUCCGAUUUUUCCAAUAUCCAUCGCCGCAUAACAAUAUUACAUAUGCCUAAUGUUUUCUGCAGUCACUAAUACCGUUACUCUUUCUACUACUCUAUUAUCUCGCUGUACUGAAAGUUGUGUAGCAACUUGAACAGAUACACGUAUGGCUGGCUAACUGAAACGUUGAGAAAUGAAAAUAGGUG
This is a messenger RNA of Schistosoma mattheei, 5222 nucleotides long. The record is from the annotation of a GenBank genome assembly. NCBI's taxonomy places the organism in Eukaryota, Metazoa, Platyhelminthes, Trematoda, Strigeidida, Schistosomatidae.